Molecule: messenger RNA, 5932 nt
Organism: Alligator mississippiensis (American alligator)
Lineage: Eukaryota; Metazoa; Chordata; Crocodylia; Alligatoridae
Gene: MFAP3L
Product: microfibril associated protein 3 like
Exons: 3
Coding region: 774-1910 (378 amino acids)
Source: RefSeq, a predicted model, not a curated record
UCAAAUUCCUCCUUUUGUCCCAAAAUAUAGAGACAAUUUGUGAAGCACUCAAGUUUUAGACUUUUUGAAACACAGCUAUUUUUUUAAGGGAAUGAGAAGGUGUGAAAGAUUCAUUAGGAUGAUAUUGUCUGACUUCUGUCAAUCACAUGAAGCAGGAAAGCAGUGUUGUUAACGCUCUUCUCUCAAACCAAGUAAUAAUCCGCUGGCAUCGCCUUUUGCUGGAGGCACAACCUAUUACAUUAUGCCUCCCCCCGGAAGAUGCGAUCCCCUAAUCGCUUGAUACUCUGUUCUGUGACCUUCACUAGGAAGGUGGAAGAGAAGAAGCCGGGCAACUCAACGCGUUUUCACAGCAGCCUGGCUCUAGGUCGAGCAUGCUCAGUGCAGCUGUGACCUACUUUUGCAUGCUGAAGUCUGGAGUGCUCCGGCGGCUGUUCAGCUGAGUGAGAGCGAGCCGGUGCGGCGGUCUUCGGCAGCGGCUCUUGGAACGUUGCUGUACCUCAACGUUCCACGAUCAAACGUCUUGACAGCUGAGCGUUCCACCAUCGAACGCAGCUGAGAUCGCCUGCGGCUGGCCCGCGCGUGUGCUACGGGGAGAGCACUGACUGAGGAGGACGGCAACAGCCGCAGCGGAGCCACCUCUCUCUUGAUUUUUUCUUAGAUAUAAAACUUCAUGGAUCACAGCAAAACCUUCCUCUGACUUGCACAGCUCAAGGGGCUGCGCUUAACAGACGACUCCUUCCCCUAACUCCCUGCUGGCAGCCUACUGGAGAAGAAUGACCAUAUGGAAUGGCCACAACUUUUUGCCUGCCAUACUUCUUUUUAUCUUACUAACAGCUUUGACAACUGCUGAGGAUGUGACUAAUAGCACUUUAAAUCGCACUGACAUGAACUUGGGAUCUGUGCCUGUGGUCAUCUCCAGAAUCGAUCAUAUUAUAGUAAAAGAAGGGAGUAGUGCCUUGCUAGACUGCAAUGUCCAAGGCAAUCCUGGUCCUCAUUACAAAUGGUACAAUUCCAAUGGCCGUUUGCUGAAGGAGGAAGAGAAAAAUAGAAAAUGGUGGUUUCUUGACAGUGGGCUACUGAACAUUACCAGGGUAUCUUUUGAAGACAGAGGUAAAUACACAUGUGUUGCUUCUAAUAUCUAUGGCAGUGUGAACAACACUGUGACUUUGAGGGUCAUCUUUACCUCUGGAGAUAUGGGGAUCUAUUACAUGAUUGUCUGCCUUGUAGCUUUUACCAUCGUUAUGAUCUUGAAUAUUACCAGGCUGUGUAUGAUGAGCAGCCACUUGAAGAAAACAGAGAAAGCUAUCAAUGAGUUCUUCAGAACAGAAGGAGCAGAAAAACUCCAAAAAGCCUUUGAGAUUGCUAAGCGUAUCCCAAUCAUAACUUCAGCCAAAACUCUUGAACUUGCCAAAGUAACUCAGUUCAAGACUAUGGAAUUUGCUCGCUACAUUGAGGAGCUUGCCCGGAGUGUUCCUCUGCCUCCUCUCAUCAUGAACUGCAGGACAAUAAUGGAAGAGAUCAUGGAGGUGGUGGGCUUGGAGGAGCAGGGACAGAAUUUUGUACGGCAAACAGCAGAAGGCCAGGAGACCACUGUAGGAGAUGAGGUAUACAUGCUUCCUAAUGCUCUGAAGCGCAGUGACUCUCCUACAGCUGACUCGGAUGCAUCAUCGCUUCAUGAACCACCACAACAGAUAGCGAUAAAAGUGUCAGUUCACCCUUUGUCCAAAAAGGACUGUAUAGAUGGCCAGUCACAAGAUAGUGUACAGAUAGAAACUAAGGAAGAAGAGAUUCCUCAAAUACAAGCAACUCCUACAGACCCCCCUCCUGACCCUGCUACUGAACUCGACUCUAAUGAGACAGUAUUGGCAACUGACAAAAAUACCUGUAUUAUUUAUGAAAGCCAUGUAUGAUGGUUACCCUGCAAAUCUAUGCAUAGCAAGAAAAAUCAGGUGCGCCUUUAAAAAUAGAUAUUGUACCUGCCGCUAAGCCUUACCUGGAGACUAUCAUUGUAAAAGCAUGUAUGUGGAUUAUUUGGCACUUUCUUCUCAGUUUGAGUUAAGUUUACUGUGAUUUAUGACAGAGUAAUUGCUAUUAUAUUAAUAUUAAUUGCUCUCUUCGGUUUAGGAUUUUUUUUCGGAAGUGUUUACCUCAGCUAUUUCCAGGUUUGGUCACCUAUAGUGACCCCUGGAAGUCGUUUGUAGUGUUUUAAUGUAGAACACUUGAACUUACUAAACAGAAAGCUGAUUUUCAUUUUUCUCUUCCCUUCUCCUUUUCAUCUGUUGCAGUUCUGUGAAACUGGUCCCAUAAUUUGAAAUCUGGUCCAAGAGCCAGCACUCCUUAGCCAAAUAAUAUGCUAGCAGAUCCCAUUUUACCAAACAACUUUGCUGAGCUGUGUUGUGAAUGAGGAAGCUAUUAAAGAAAAUUAAAUAUGUCCACUUAGUUUGAGACCAAGCUGUUUACAUUUAGAACCCAGGGAAAUAGUUUUCCCUCAUCCUUGGAAUGAAGAUGCCAACCAGUGCUCAUUCACACAGAGAGUAAACAUUAAAUUUGUUUAUACAGAAGGGAAAGCACUUAAUUUCUGCCAGAAAGCUACAGUAAAAUGUUGUGUGAAGUUCUGGCUUUUUUUCCUCCCUAUUUACUUAACCAUAUGUUCACGUUCUCAGCAGCUUAUAUUGAAAGAGAUUUUUGGAUCUGCAAACCUUGUUAUCCUAUUCGCUUACUUAGUAAUAAAGCCUGUCUUUGGUUUGGAGCUCAAAUACAUUCACUGUAUAAGAAACUGAGGCCAAAUAAGGUCACUGCAGUUACAGCCAUUAGAAAUUAAUAAUAAUGAACAGAGAGUUGAGCACUGUCUGUACUUUGUCUGCAUAUGUUCCUGUUAAAACCCACAGAGAUGCAUCAAGGUGGCUAAGUCUUGCACCCACCACCAACUGCAAAAUAUGCAAAAAAAUCUUAAUCUUUGUAUUGAAUCACCCAUGUUGUCUAUGGGGGAAAAAUAAGUAAAUACAAGGCCAGAUUCUUUUAUUGAAUUCCAGUGUUUGAGGAUGCAUACAGAUAUACAGAUGUCUCACUAUUUAAUUGCCUUUACCACUCUGGUAAUUAGACAUCCAAAUGGAAACAUUUGCAUUUGCAAAAUAAAACUAUGCCAGAGUACAGUCCUUUUAAAAAUUGAAUUUAAAAUAAACGAGUUGCAGUGAAUUGGAACAAAUCUAGAACAUACUGUACAGAAAGAAAGACGUGUGUAAGCUAGAAUCCUGACCCACAAGAUUGAAAUAUACUUAGUAAUUUGUUCAGUCCAAAGUACAUCUUGCUUUAAUGUUCUCAUCUUUUUCCUUUUUGUUCUGUUUUUAGAUUUCUUUUGGCAAAGAAAGAAGAGAUGCAUUGUAAAGCAAGGGUAGACAUUUGCACUGACUUCUUUUAAUUUGCCUUAAUUACUUACACAACAGAGGCAUCUUGAUUUUUCCUAAUUAUAUAACAAUUAAUAACAAAUAGUUUUGCAUUUUAAAUAGACUUGCCUAUUCUUCAGCUUAAUUUUCCUAAGGAAGAACAGUAUUGUAAAUGUGCUUUCUUUCACAGCAGAGUGCUAUUAUAUAUUUAAGAAAAUUUAACCUUUCAAGAUUGUAAACUUCCCAAGAUUGUAGGGGUCAUGGCAGGGCUGUCCAACUUCAAUGGGCUCCCCUGGAUUCCUGCCCUUUCAAACUCUGCAGCACGGCAGUGGGAGAGGUAACUGCAGGGGCCUGUAGAUUGUAUGCGGCCUGUGGGCCCCCAGUUGGACAGCCCGGGAUUAUGGCAUCCCAUGUGUUUUAUAGAAGGCCUAGCAGAAUGCAGUUCCCAUUACAAUCAAAGUGCCUGCAUUCUGGGUUAUAUUGUUAAUAAAUAAUUCCAUAGAUUUCAAGAGAAUUUCAAAACAAAUUCUGUAACUUCAAGCAAGUUUACACUUUAUUUUCCAAAGGGCUGGACCACGAUAAAUAAAGUCUGGUGUAAGCAGACUUAUAAGUGCAUAGUGAACUUAUUCUUACCUAUAUCAUCUGGACCAGGUAUUCAUACAAUAUAAUGUGUGAAUUUCAAACCCUAUGAAAGUCUAAUACAUUUUGCCUUUGACCUCCAUGGAGCUACGAUUUCACCCACUGGAUGCUGAUCCAGUAACUGCAGUUUAAAUACUUUCUUUCCUUUGUAUACCUGGAAAAAAAAUUGGAAGGUGCAUAUAAAUGUUGAGGGAGGGGGAAACUAAUAGCAUGAUGAAAUUUAGCAUAGUACUAAACAGAGUGAGACAGAACUUUAUAUGAGGGAAAUGUAGGUUUAUAAAAAAUAAAAUCUAUUUUAUACAUUUGAUCUCUAUUUUCAUAUACAUUGCUCAAUCUUCAGUAUCUUUUUGUAUCUAUUGUAUUAUACCUAUAAGCAUAACAUUUAUUAAUGCUUUCAAGCACACAUUCAAGACUGCUGUGGUAAACAAGGUCUAAAAACUUUCCAUCUCCUCCUGUGUAGCCUUUGUGCUUGUAAUACAAAUAAACUAAACUGUUUGAUUUUGCAUCAUUUCACAGUAGGCACUUCUCCCGCAGUACAUAUUUAAUGGUGCAAGAAAAAAUUGGCACUGAGUAACUAUUUUGUUGGAGCCAUAAUUAUAUUUCUAGUAUUUCUAUUAUUGUCUUUUAAUUUGAGUCCUUGAUGGGUUUCAUCAUGCACCUAAAGGACUUCAGAGGCAUUGGAGUGAUAAGUUGCCUAUUAUUUGGCUUAGGCAUAGCUUUGUAUGUUGCUGUUUUACUUAUUGUUAGCUAAGCACCAGUAGUUUGUUUGGUGCCAUACAACAGUCAAAAUAGACAAAGUCCCUGCCUAGAUGUAUGUGUUUGGAGUUCUAAACACAUAAUGCAAUUUUAGCAACAUCUUACUGGUGAUCUUCUUACAUAAUAUAGUUGCACCAUUGUAAAUAUUUAAAUUCAUCUCAAGUGAAAUGGCACGUCAUUUCUACCAGGCAUGAAAUCACAGACUCAGGUUUAUUUUCUUACAUUUAUUUUUUCUGUUUUGCAUGAACAUUAAAAAAAUAUUGAACAGAAAGUUUUAAUAUUUUUCUCAGCUUCUCAUUAAGCACCACUAUUUUUGUUUUUGAUUUAUUAAGUUAAGGAAUCCCCACCUUUUUCACACUGCUACUUAUGUUUUUCCUGCCUUUGACAUAAGCAAUCUUGAAGAAACCUACUCUGCAGUGAUUCCUAUUUAAAAUCAGCAAAUAGCUACAGUUACUGAUAUCAGGGAUACAGAAGUUGAUAUCAGAGAUAGAAGUUUAUACUUAAAGAUACUAUAGAACCACAAAUUAUAAUGAAUGACUUAUUGUGGACAGAUACUGACUUUUUAAAGGUUGCCCAUCGCACAUCCAUUUUCUUAGUCUAUAUUUAUCAAUUUACUGACUUGUAACUUUAAAGUAACCCCUGUGUCAAGAACUGACCACAUAAGUACUGUAAUAUACAGCCAGGGUCACCUGACCUUUGCUAAAGUAACUUACAACUUGAUUCCGAUUAAUUUUUUUUAUUUUUUUUUUAAGUAUUAAUAGUGUUGAAUUUAGAAGGUUGAAAAUUGCUACCCAGAGAAUCUUGGCAAUGCACUAUUUAAAGUGUUAGCCUCCUAGAUAGCUGUCAUAUUUUGUGGCACUGCUUAAAGCUUCUUAGAUGCAAAGAAAAUGCUUGCACUAAUGUAAAUGUUAAGUUAUAUUUCAGCAAUUCUGAUUUUUUUUCUGUUUUGUUACAACAAAUGUAAAAAGACAACUAUGAAUGUGUUCUGUUAAGAAGCAUAAUUUUGCUGUAUUUUGAUUUUUAAGAACUACAAUUCUAAGAUUUUAUAAUUCACAGCUGUAAACCACAAAGAGAAACUAAUUUAUGCUAAAGUGGCAAAAACCGUGAUCCAGCUUGUAAAUUGAUCAUCGUUUCAAUAAAGAAUUUGCACAGAG